This is a messenger RNA of Seriola dumerili (greater amberjack), 1600 nucleotides long. Its product is annotated as tripartite motif-containing protein 16-like. Lineage: Eukaryota; Metazoa; Chordata; Actinopteri; Carangiformes; Carangidae. The transcript is spliced from 8 exons. The record is from RefSeq and is a predicted model, not a curated record. Bases 19 to 1407 code for a protein of 462 amino acids. Gene Ontology annotation, molecular function: protein binding.
UGCGGCCACAGCUACUGCAUGCGCUGCCUGACUGACUACUGGGACCGUCAGCCGGUCUGCAGUUGUCCUCAGUGCAGAGCCAGCUUCAGUCCCAGACCCGCCCUGGGCAGGAACAACCUGCUGGUGGAGAUGCUGCAGAGUCUCAGUGCUGUCAAACUAAAUAAGGGCCCCUCAGCUGCUCCUCUGUAUGAUGAGGGUGGCUUUGAGGGGGACACAGGCUUUGUGCACGCCACCUUUGACGUGUCUUCAGUUCAUCCUGAGAGGACUCAUGGAGAGAGGCUUCUGGGGGAAACACGGAGACGUCUCACACAGCAAAUCAAAGACAGGGAGCUGGAACAUCAGCUGCUGAAACAAACUCUUCAGUCCUUUUCUCGUCUGGCCAAAGCGGCGGUGAAGGACAGCAGCAGGAUCUUCUCAGAGCUGCUGGAGUUUGUGGAGCGGCGCCGUGUCGAGAUGAAGGAGCUCAUCAGAGCUCAGGAAAAGGCUGAAGUGACUCGAGCUGAGAACCAGCUGCAUCGUCUGGAGCAGCAGAUCUCAGAUCUGAGGAGGAGAGACGUCGAGCUGGAGAGGCUUUCACACAGCCAGGACCAACACCUGAUCACACAGAUGUGUCAGUCUUACUGCAGUCCAGUCCCUACAGGAGGAAGCGGCUCUCUAACGGUCAGUCCACAUGUUUCCUUCGGGCCUGUGAGGAGAGCCGUCUCAGACCUGAAAGAGCAACUACAGACUCUGUAUCUCAGAGAAUUCCCAAGUGUCACCUCUGCAGUGAAAACUGUGAGCAUCCUGCAGAUAGAGAAGGCCAACAAAGUGAAGCCUGUUGGUUCUGCACACGUCCCUGCUUUGGACAACAGGAAUGAUCUCCUUCAGUACUUCAGUCCGCUGUCUCUGGACCCUUUCACCGCACACAGGGAGCUUUCUCUGACUGAGGGGAACCGUGUGGUUAGUCGAACCGGAGAGUAUCACACCUACCCAGACCACCCUGAUCGCUUUGACACCUGGGGCCAAGUCCUGUGCCGUGAGGGACUGCAGGGCCGCAGCUACUGGGAGGCCGAGUGGGACGGACAACAGGUGGAACUGGGGCUCACCUACGAGAGCAUCAGAAGAAAGGGAUCAUCCAAUGACUGCAGGCUGGGACACAACUCCCUCUCAUGGAGUCUUCGCUGCAGCCCCUCCUCCUUCACCUUCUGCCAUGGAAGUGAGGCGCAGCCGGUGGCGGUUGUCUCCGGCUCGGCUUCCCGCAGGAUUGGGGUGUUUCUGGACCACGAUGUGGGGCUGCUCUGCUUCUACAUGGUGACGCCCAAAGGAGUCCACCUCCUGCACAUGGUGAAGAGCUGCUUCACCCAGCCUCUGUACCCGGCAGUGUGGCUCGGAGCCAAAUCCACCAUCACCUUCUGCACCGUGGACUGAUGGGAGCACAGGCUUCAAGACAUCAACACUCUGUAUGGUCAGUUAUGCUUUCUUCAGCUUUUAAUGUUAUACAUAUUAUAUGUUAAACUGACUCAGGUACUGACUAGAGCCCAACUGAUUUAUCAGCUGCCUAUGAAAUCAUUAUUGGUAAAAUGACCAAAUAAUACACUUGCACAGAAAUUCAUGUUCUGAA